CUCUCCUCAUUUCUCCUGCUUCCUUCUAGUCAACCCAGACUAGAGGAGAACCCAAAAAAGAAAAAGAUCACCAACAAACCAAAAAAUGGCUUCAAAAUUACUUUCAUCAUUCUACUCAAUUCAAUCUCAAUCCCAGAAUUCCACAUUCACCACUAGAUCUUCACCAUCAUCAUCAUUGGCGUACAUCUCCCGCCAUAAGAAUCCAACCUGUUUCACAAUCAAUUCCCAACAAAAACACCCAUCACUACCAUAUCUUCACACUCCUCUUCCCAAUACAAAGAACCUUAAUUUAUCAUCAUCAUCUCAUAGAUCUCUACAAACAAAAGCUCAAUUGAAUUUCAAUGUCCCAUUGAUUUCACCACAAGAUCAAUGGGGGACUUGGACUGCACUCUUCGCCACUGGUGCUUUUGGUAUCUGGUCAGAGAAGACGAAUAUUGGGAGCGCAUUGAGUGGGGCAUUAGUGAGUACAUUGGUGGGACUUGCAGCAAGUAAUUUGGGGAUUAUAUCUUGUGAAGCACCAGCUUAUAAUGUUGUAAUGAAGUUUUUGUUGCCAUUGGCUGUUCCAUUGCUGUUGUUUAGAGCCGAUUUGCGCCGUGUUAUUGAGUCUACUGGAACAUUGCUAUUGGCUUUCUUGGUUGGUUCAGUUGCUACAACAGUUGGUACUGUGGUGGCAUAUCUGAUGGUACCUAUGAAAUCACUUGGUCAAGAUAGUUGGAAGAUUGCUGCUGCCCUCAUGAGUAGGCAUAUUGGCGGAGCGGUCAAUUAUGUUGCUGUUUCGGAGGCUCUUGGUGUCUCUCCGUCAGUUUUGGCUGCAGGGUUAGCCGCAGAUAAUGUUAUAUGUGCAAUUUAUUUCACAACACUUUUUGCAUUGGCAUCCAAUAUUCCUCGUGAGGCUCCUACAUCAGCAAAUGAUGAUGUAACGGUUAUGGGAUCUGAGGCAGGAAACAAGUUACCCGUUCUCCAAACUGCUACUGCUAUUUCUAUAUCCUUUGUUAUCUGCACAGUUUCCACCUAUAUAAUGAAAGCACUUAAAAUCCAAGGAUACAAUCUUCCAUGCAUCACCGCAAUUGUAGUAGUAUUAGCAACUAUAUUUCCAACACAAUUUGGUAACCUCGCACCUGCUGGUGAAGCUGUGGCUUUGAUUCUGAUGCAGGUCUUCUUUGCUGUCGUGGGUGCAAAUGGUAGCAUCUGGAAUGUCAUUAACACUGCACCAAGCAUCUUCAUGUUUGCACUAGUGCAGAUAACUGUUCAUCUCGCCAUAAUUCUUGGAGUGGGAAAACUUCUAGGCUUAGAAAGAAAACUUCUGUUGUUGGCUUCAAAUGCUAAUGUGGGAGGACCUACUACUGCAUGUGGAAUGGCUACAGCUAAAGGAUGGAGUUCUCUGAUUGUCCCUUCAAUUCUUGCAGGAAUAUUCGGAAUUGCAAUUGCAACUUUCCUUGGGAUAGGAUUUGGGGUUAAGGUUCUUAAAUAUAUGUAAUUAAUUUUCAAAUCUUGUAAUUCAUAAUUGUAAAAUCUCAUGCCUUUUGUAUUACAGACUCAGUUCAAGGCAACAUAAGAAGAAAAGAUUUCCUAUGUCUUAAA
Molecule: messenger RNA, 1581 nt
Organism: Papaver somniferum (opium poppy)
Lineage: Eukaryota; Viridiplantae; Streptophyta; Magnoliopsida; Ranunculales; Papaveraceae
Exons: 6
Coding region: 86-1477 (463 amino acids)
Source: RefSeq, a predicted model, not a curated record